Messenger RNA from Ornithodoros turicata, 1647 nucleotides. Its product is annotated as acetylcholinesterase-1-like. Gene Ontology annotation, cellular component: plasma membrane. Gene Ontology annotation, biological process: acetylcholine catabolic process; choline metabolic process. Gene Ontology annotation, molecular function: acetylcholinesterase activity. The coding region runs from base 1 to 1647 and encodes 548 amino acids. NCBI's taxonomy places the organism in Eukaryota, Metazoa, Arthropoda, Arachnida, Ixodida, Argasidae. The transcript is spliced from 2 exons. The record is from RefSeq and is a predicted model, not a curated record.
AUGGGCUUCCGCUGGAUUGUAGUCAUGCUUCACUUUGCAAUGGGAUCAAUCUCAAAUGACACCGUCGACUUCGUGGUGACGAAAAUUGCUGCCGUGCACGGAGUAACGGAGGAACACUUGGGUGUAAAGAUAAAAGCAUAUCUUGGCGUCCCCUACGCCGAGGCUCCCCUAGAGGACCUUCGUUUCCGAAAACCUGUUCCAGUGAAACAGAAGGACAGGAUGAUUCUGGCCACCCGUAUGAAGGAUUCCUGCAUGCAGCAGAGCAAUGGUCUGGAGCAGUUGCCGUGGCUUAGCGUGGAAGGUUCCAAGUCAGAAAACUGCUUGUACCUCAACAUUUGGACUCCGCAGUGCGCAAACGUCAGCUGUCCUCUGAGACCUGUCUUGUUCUGGAUUCAUGCCGGUGCAUUCCGUGGAGGCUCAGCCAGUAUGGACAUUUACAACGGUGGCAUGCUCGCAGCCUACGGAGAUGUAGUGACGGUCACCUUUAACUACCGACUUGGUGCGUUUGGAUUCCUCAGUUUGAACGAUUCGGAAGUUCCCGGAAAUAUGGGACUCUACGACCAACAAAUGGCGCUGAAAUGGAUCUACGAGAAUAUUCGGUAUUUCGGAGGGAAUCCGAAGCAAAUCACAAUUUUUGGACAUGACGCCGGUGCGUUGUCGGUUGGACUGCAUUUGACCUCGCCAAUGAGCCGAAAGUUCAUUCGCAGAGCCGCGCUACUUGGAGGUGCUCCGAACUGGCUCGUUGAUCCAUUGGACCACACUGCUGGUUUCAAGAAGGGUUUGAUGCUUAGCAAAGCGGUACAGUGUAGUGACGUAUCCAACUCAGUUUCCAGUGACGCGCAAAUGAUUAGCAAAUGCCUAAAGGAAGCAGAUGCGAUGACCAUAGUCAACGCAGAAAGUGAAGUUUUCAGCGGAAGCUACUACACCUUCUGGCCACGGGACAAGGACGAGCUUGUCCCAAUGGACCCGGUACUUGCUGUAGCUAAGGGACAUGUGCUGCCCGUUGAUGUUUUUGUAGGAGUUGCUGCUAAUGAAGGAUUCGCGCAGUCGCUAGCACUUCAGCGACGCAUCUUUGAUCCCCAAGACGGGCGGAAGCCAACCCGAGAAGAAGGCAUUCAGAUACUGAAUGAUGCACUCUACCUGUUUAGCCCAAAGUCUCGAGAACGAAUCAUUGAUUUUUAUUUCGAAAACAAUACUGAUGUUGACGGAGACGACGUCAGGAACUCCCUAGCGUUGGCGUUUGGAGAUAUUUUCGUCAACUGCCCGGUGACGUUCCUCGCUGAGUCAUUUGGAGACAGGCCCAUGAACGCCUAUUAUUACGUGCUGACACACAGGCCAUCGUUCAGCAAAUGGCCGGAAUGGUACGGAGUCACACAUUUCGACGACGUUACCUUCCUGUUUGGAAUGCCACUGCGAUAUCCAGACAUGUAUUCGGCGAAUGAUGCGACCAUAAGCAGGGUGCUCAUGAAUGCCAUAACUUCCUUUGCUACGUCCGGGAGACCUUCACCAAUGGAAGGAAUGCUGUGGCCAAAGUUCACGUCCAGGUCCCCGGAAUAUUUAGAGCUGAAUCCCAAAGGAAUAACAUUGAGAAGUAAUCCUUUCAAGCGCUGUGAUUUCUGGCGCACUUUCUACCCUAAGAUAGCUUAG